This is a messenger RNA of Erinaceus europaeus (western European hedgehog), 834 nucleotides long. RefSeq names its product StAR related lipid transfer domain containing 8 (gene STARD8). Gene Ontology annotation, biological process: regulation of Rho protein signal transduction; actin cytoskeleton organization. The record is from RefSeq and is a predicted model, not a curated record. NCBI's taxonomy places the organism in Eukaryota, Metazoa, Chordata, Mammalia, Eulipotyphla, Erinaceidae. Gene Ontology annotation, molecular function: lipid binding; GTPase activator activity.
AUGCCCAAAUUCAUGAAGAGGAACAAGAUCCCAGACUACCGACAUGUUUUUUGGGUGCCACCCCUCAUCCAUGUGCAGCCCACAGGCCAGCCACUGCCACAGAGCAUUCAGCAAGCCAUGCGUUAUUUACAUAGCCAGUGUCUGGGUCAGACUCUCCUCUAUUUCCUAUUUGAUAUUGCCUGUGCUGAGGAAAACCAGAUGACAGCUGGAAACCUGACAGUGUGCCUGGCACCUUCUAUCUUCCAUCUCAACAUUUCUAAGAAGAAUAGCCCCUUACCCAGGAUCAAGAGCAAACACAGUUUAGUUGGCUGGCCAGGCUCUAGGAACCUGAUCCACGGGAUGUGGCACUCUGACCUGCCCAGUGGGGAUUGCUUGUUGGUCUCUCAAUCCUUGGACCCGGAACAACCUGUGACAGAGUCAGGUGUGCAGGCUCUGAUGCUUACUUCUCAGUAUCUCAUGGAACCUUGUGGCCUGGCUUGCUCCCAGCUCACUCACAUCUGUCAAGCUGACCUCAGGGGCCGUUCUCCUGACUGGUAUGACAAACCGCACUUUUUUGCCAUGGAUGUGGCAAAGAUUCGUGACUACUUUGUGACCCUGCAGACAGCUUGCCCUGAGACAAAGUUGUGAGACUUGUUAGGUCCCCAGAAUUGCACCACCCUGACCUUCUGGCAUUAAGGGUAUAAGCAGAGUGAGCAAAGUGCAGACCCCAGAUUCUGCAUCUAGAUGGAGAGUCAGGCCCUCAUAGCCUCCAUUAACUGUCCUCCAUACCUCUCAAAAUUCCUCUGUACAGCCAGAAAGGAAGAGUGAAUUUCAGUAUCCCAUCUACUCCUUUAU